This is a messenger RNA of Cyprinus carpio (common carp), 2934 nucleotides long. Its product is annotated as immunoglobulin superfamily member 8-like. The record is from RefSeq and is a predicted model, not a curated record. NCBI's taxonomy places the organism in Eukaryota, Metazoa, Chordata, Actinopteri, Cypriniformes, Cyprinidae.
AAUUAAGGAAACGAGGGGAAGAGAGAUAAAAGAAAGACACAGUUAAAUAUAUAAGCUAAUAAACAAAUGGGAAUGAACUGUCUAUAAUAGCCUAAUUGCAUAUUUUGUCUUAAUUUUUCGCGCCAGUGGAGGGACUAACCUACAUCCGCUCAUCGCAUUGGUCUCCCAUUGGCUGUGUUCGUCCGCGCUGCGUCACGUCAUUGGACGGUGAUCUGUCUGGCUGUUCGCCCGUGACGUCACGCACUACUUUCAGCCGUCCGAAGAGCGACAACGAACGGAAGACCGAACCGUUUGCGCAACUUCAGUGCUGGUGGUUUAAAACACGCACUCCGUGGGGCGUAAAGAAGCUCGCUCGUGCAUCUUUGUCCGGUCCGUCGUGACUAAAUGAAUGUUUGAUUUCAGUACCAGCCCGAGGACAGCGCGCGCUAGCAUGCGUUGUUACUAUAGUAACACGUAACCCGUACUAUAGUAAAACGGUGUAAACGCGGGUGUGUUGCUGGGAUCAGAGCGGAAUGGCUCCGCGGUGGAUCCCGUUCUUCGCUUUACUGUGGGAGUUGCAGUGCUGCGUGUGCCGUGAGGUCACUCUUCCCGCCGGGCCGCUGUACCGGGUCGCAGGUUUCUCGCUGUCCCUUCCCUGCGCCGUCUCGGGAUACGAAGGCCCGCGGACGCAGGAUUUCGAGUGGUAUCUGUACCGGGAGGAUGCUGGGGGUCAGCAGAUCGGUGUGGUGUCCACGCGGGACACAGGCUUUCCGUACGCGCCGUUCCAGAGUCGUGUACAGGCCGGCGAGGUUCGGGUCGAGAGGGAUUCGGGAGACAAAGCCAGACUGAUCAUCCAGAGGCUGCGUCCAGACGAUCAGGGCCGUUACGAGUGCUACACGCCCAGCACCGACACCCGCUUCCUAGGGAACUACAGCUCAUCAGUGGUGGUCAAAGUGAUUCCCGACACGCUGCUUAUAACACACUCUCGCAUUCUGAGCGGCCAGCCCAUAAUCGAAGGCACGGAGCUUCAGCUGACGUGCGCCGCGUCCGUCCAAACAGAUCAGCACACUCACGUGUCCGUCACGUUCGGCGUGCGCGGCAGCAAGGGGGCGGAGUCUCUGGGACACAACCUCCGAGAGAUCAUCUCCAUCGACCGCGAGCUGCGUGUGACGCCGGGCCGCAGCGCCACCUACGGGAGGAGAUACGGAGACGGAGAGAUCGCUGUGGAGAAGCGCAGAGGGGACGGAGGCCGGGAUCAGUACGUGCUGAAGAUGAGCGCUCUGGCACCCGAGGAUUCUGGGUCGUAUUUCUGCGAGGCUGCGCAGUGGAUCAGAGAUCCGGAUGGCACAUGGGAACGCCUCGCACAGAGGACCAUGGAGCUCGGGAAUCUCACCGUUCAGCCGCUUGCGGAGACACUGAGCGUGCGCUCGCUCCCGGACGGUGACGUCUCUCUGCGGCCUGGCGCUCCGCUCCGCCUCCGCUGUCAGGUGUCCGGCGUGGGCGCGUGGAACGGCUCGGCGCUGCUGGUGCGGUGGAUGCGGCGCGGGCCGGCGGGGGGCGUGGAGGUGGAGGUGGUGCGUGUGGAUCCCGACGGUGUGGUGGCGUGGGGUGAUGAUCUCAGCAGGGCUGGAGGAGGCAGCAUGGAGAAGGAGGCGGACGGGAGCUUCUCUCUGCACCUGUUCUCCGUUCACCCCGCUGACGCCGGACUCUACCGGUGCGCCGUGAGCGUCUACGCCGGGAGGAGAACACCAGCGCCGGAGAGCCCAGCCACGAUCACACAGAGAUCAGAGUGGGUCACUGUCAGCCUGAAGACUGAAGAGGUGCGUGUAUCUGCUAGCAUUGCUUUGCCGCGUCGUCCGCUCCUGAAGCGCGGCAGCACCGUCACCCUGCUCUGUAACGUCUCUGUGCAAACCAGCGGAGCGUCACGCGUGGAGGUGCAGUGGCUUCAGCAGCCGGCUCUCUCUGAGCACAGCGGGCGCCUCCUCCUGGCGACUCUGAGCUACGACGGCCUGACGCACAUCUACAGCAACGGCAGCGAUCUGAGCGUGGACCGCGUGUCCGCCGGCGUCUUCAGGCUGAGGAUCUUCUCGGCCGCGGAGGAGGAUCAGGGACACUAUCAGUGCCGAGUCCAGGUGUGGGCGCAGGAUCCGCGCGGAGGGUGGUACAGCAGCGGCGCUACAGCCGAGUCUGUGACCGUACACCUGUACCUGUACACACGAGUCACUGAUCUGCUGCUCGUACCUCUCGUCAUCGGCGUGUCGUCGGCUCUGUUCGUGGGCGUCCUGAUUAUCUCCACCGUGACCUGCUGCUUCAUGAGCAGACUGGCUGGACAGCGCUCACGCACACGGAAGUAGGACGUGUGAAAGAGACUCUCAUGGAAAAACAUUCAGUUACAUACCAGAAAAAUGGGUUUUAAACAGGUUACUUGACGUAAUGUGCACUCAUAAUUGAGAAGGAAAUCAGAACGAUACUGUAAAUGUACAGGACCGUCACGUUAUAUUAAUCCAUGCACACAGAUUCACUUCAAGCUGUGACAUUGUGUUCUGUUUCUAUCCGCUCCACUCUGACCAAGCUGAAUAUCUCUCUGUGCGUUUGCUCAGAAUGACUGAAAGGACAUCACGUGGUGGAGAUAAACCCCUCGCUCUGGUUAAACUGAUAGAGAACUAGCAGAACCACUAAUAAUAAAUCCACAGAUGUCCAGCACUGAAAUCACUCGCUGCUAUAAAACCUGCUCGUAGUUCAGCGUAAGAUCAACAGAAUACAUGUUUGUAUGGCAUGCCAUAGUUUUUCAUCUUUUCACUGUUUGUGUUCAGAAUGAAAUGCACUGAAUAUCCGGCAGUUCCAGUCAAAUGAGAGCGAAUCCCGUUCAUAUAGUUAUUUUAUUCUUAUGUUCUACACUGCAAAUGGUGAAUUUCACAAAGAAAUGUCUGGGUCAAAUUUUACCACAAAAACAGA